Messenger RNA from Limanda limanda (common dab), 1533 nucleotides. RefSeq names its product forkhead box N4 (gene foxn4). Gene Ontology annotation, molecular function: DNA-binding transcription factor activity, RNA polymerase II-specific; transcription cis-regulatory region binding. The record is from RefSeq and is a predicted model, not a curated record. The transcript is spliced from 9 exons. Gene Ontology annotation, biological process: regulation of transcription by RNA polymerase II. Lineage: Eukaryota; Metazoa; Chordata; Actinopteri; Pleuronectiformes; Pleuronectidae. The coding region runs from base 1 to 1533 and encodes 510 amino acids.
AUGAUAGAAGGCGGAAUUACAUCCAUGAUGUCAGGAAUAAUUGAGAAUGCUGGGCAUCAUCCAUCGCCACAGGACUACAGGCUCCUGACCACGGACCCCUCCCAGCUGAGGGAGGAGGACCUCCCCGGGGACCUGCAGUCUCUGUCAUGGCUCACCUCUGUGGAUGUGCCCCGGCUACAGCAGAUGGCUGAUACCCGGGGCCACAGCAACGGGCCCUCCCAGGGCAGCCUGCUGGAGCAACAGACAGCUCAGCUGAGCAGCCUGGGGAUGACGGCUGGACAAGGCUCCAUGCUCCAGCUCCAGAGCAACAUGCAGCACAGCCCUCUGGGAAUCAGCAUCAUCAACACCCACAGUGGAAGUAUGUCUCCAUUCUCCAUGAAUGGGAUGCCUUCUCCAGUAUACCAGUGCCCUACCUCAGUCUACCAGCCUACACCCCAGCACGUGUACUCUCUCACCCAAACUGGACAGCAGUGUUCAACAACUGGGCUUUAUAGCAAUGUCUCUUUCAACGACCAAAGUCUAUACACGCAACCUCGUCUGGCUCCGCAAGACCAGGAGCUGCAGCCCAAGUCUUUCCCCAAGCCCAUCUACUCCUACAGCUGUUUGAUUGCCAUGGCUCUGAAAAACAGCAAAACUGGCAGCCUCCCAGUCAGUGAGAUCUAUAGCUUUAUGAAGGAACACUUUCCUUAUUUCAAGACUGCACCUGAUGGAUGGAAGAACUCCGUCAGACACAACCUGUCCUUAAACAAAUGCUUUGAGAAAGUGGAGAACAAGACGAGCAGCUCAUCUCGUAAGGGCUGUCUAUGGGCACUGAACCCUGCCAAAAUUGACAAGAUGGAGGAGGAGAUGCAGAAGUGGAAACGCAAGGACCUGCCAGCCAUCCGCCGCAGCAUGGCUAACCCUGAUGAGCUGGACAAACUGAUCACAGACCGCCCAGAGAACUGCAGACGCAAGAUGUUAGAGUCCGGCAUGACCCGGCUGCCCGGCUGCCAGACGCUGCCCGUCUCUAACCAGAUGCAGCCUCAGCCUAUAGUCACGCUGUCCCUCCCGUGUUUACCCAUGCACCAGCACCACCAGUUUCAGGCCCAGCUCCAGGCUCAGGCCCGACUGGCCCCCAUGUCCCCCGCCCCGGCCCAGACACCUCCCCUCCACUCCGACCAUUGCCACAGUCCUCUCACUCAGCAGUCCAGCAAGCCCCAUGAGGACUUCUACAUCGUGCACGGUGACACGCACACAGAGGUGGAUGCACUAGACCCCAGCAUCAUGGACUUUGCCUUUCAAGGUAAUCUGUGGGAGGAAAUGAAGGACGACAGCUUUAACCUGGAUGCUUUGGGCACCUUCAGUAACUCGCCCCUCCGACUAUCAGACUGUGACUUGGGAACAGCCGGCCUCCCUCCCACCUCCUCCGGGGUGAACAUGCCGCUGUCAGAUAUGCAGGUGACGGGCCUCUACACCACCUACACCACCCAGGACCCCCUGUCGUCCCAGUACAUGGGCACAGCAGCCAACAUUAAGCCCAUCAUCCUGCUUUGA